Messenger RNA from Folsomia candida, 1246 nucleotides. RefSeq lists its product as uncharacterized. The transcript is spliced from 9 exons. Lineage: Eukaryota; Metazoa; Arthropoda; Collembola; Entomobryomorpha; Isotomidae. The record is from RefSeq and is a predicted model, not a curated record. The coding region runs from base 127 to 963 and encodes 278 amino acids.
CAACGACUAAAUUUUCAAUGACGCCAGUCGUUUGAAUAAAAGGAGCGUUAGUCUGCCUCACAUUUUAGUCUGUUCUGACUUAAGCUCAAGAUCAACAAAACGGCCGAAUAUUCACCCAGAACGGAAAUGACGAUUUUUAGAACCUUGACCACGUGGUGGUCGCUGACAAUUUUAUGCCUGCUGAUUUUACCUGCUCCGGGUACAGCUCAAAUUGAUCUAUCGUUAUGCGUCGACCAGGAGGAAUUGUGCACACGUGACGAAAAUUGCAUUAUUUCCGGAUUGCUUGGUUGCACGAGUAGUGAACUAUCAAUUUGCGAGUACGAAGGUAUUGGCAGCAGUUGCUGCAGAUGUUUUGAGGGUCAAUGCUUUAGCAACAAUGAGUGUAUGGACAAAAUAACGUGCCCCGCUGGACAGCAACCGUACUGUGUCAUGUUUCAGAGGAAUUCGACAAAUAGGUGUAUCUGUGUUGAAACGGCCCCUCUGGCAACCAUCGAAACCACAACUAUGCCUUGUCUCAUCGACAUUGACAACGCCGAAACGGCGGAAAGCAAAUGGGUACAAAACUGUGCCGACUCUGGAGCUUGGCUGUUGAAUAUGAACAUUGAUAGCAAGAGAAGCUGCAUUUGCGAUAAGGGGUGUAGCACAGCUUUAGAUUGCCCAAACGAAUGUGGUGCUGACCACAGGGCGGCCUGCCUUCGGGCUUAUACCUCGUUAGGAUCACUUCUACCACGCCAAUAUUGCGGCUGUGAAAACUAUUGCGACUCAGACUCUGAAUGUGGCUAUCUUAACUGUAAAUCGUAUGAAGUACAGCGCUGUAGCAACGGCCACUCCUGUUAUUGCAGUCCAGAGUGUACUUCAACUUCUGCAUGUCCCGAAUGCUCUACUCCUCCAAAAGAAAUAUGUUUCAAAACAAGCAACCGAAACCAAUUGGGAGAAUGCGGCUGUAUUUCGACAAAUGUGUGAGAGGAACUCGGAUUGCUCAGGAAUCGGAAACUGUUGUGUUUUGGACUGCUAUGGAGCCUGGCGCUGCCGACAGACGUCACAAAUCUUUGGAUGUCCUGGUGAAUCGAACGGAUUUGUUAACAUGAGUCUUUACCCAGUUUCCUGGUGUAAUGAUGGUUCGCGUCCAUCACAUUAAUGCAGGAUUAUCGGCUCAGAAUUUUGCGUUUAAAAUUAUCUCUUUACAUAUAUACAUUUAAAACAAAUAUUGUCUAUUGCAUUUUCAUUUUUAUAAGUUAAUAAACCU